Messenger RNA from Cannabis sativa, 1511 nucleotides. Its product is annotated as dirigent protein 10-like. Bases 510 to 1229 code for a protein of 239 amino acids. The record is from RefSeq and is a predicted model, not a curated record. The transcript has a single exon. NCBI's taxonomy places the organism in Eukaryota, Viridiplantae, Streptophyta, Magnoliopsida, Rosales, Cannabaceae.
AGCCAAUCCAUUUCAUAGAAUAUAUUAUUUGGUAAAACUUAAUACAUAAAAUUAAUACAAAAUCACUAAUCUUAAUUUAUGACAUUUGAAAACACUAAUCUGAAUUUAUUUAUUGUAUUUAGAUAUUUCUAUACAUACCUUUCAACAAAAUAUAUCAUAUAUGUAUAAAAAAAAAUUUCUUCAAUAUCACGAGUUAUAUUGAGUUGAGAAAUUUAAUAACUAAUUAACUAUAUUGUUAUUUUUUUUUUCCUUUUGAAGAACUCAGGCCUCAAAAAAUUAGUAAAAAGUCAAACUCUAUUAAUUUCCAUUAAAAAAAUUAUAUUAUAGUCCUAUUCACCUGUGGUUUUGGCAUACUAAAUACACAAGAACCAACUAAUACCACCUAAUCAACUACUUAUUCCCACUGAACCACUACAUCUAAUUUCAAAUUUUCUUAGGCUUAUUAUUCAAAUUCACCCCUUAUUUCAUAAAUAAAAUCUCAACACAAACUCAUCCUCAAUAGUAAUAGAAUGAGAAAAGAUAUGUCUACGCUUUCUUGCAUAACCUUAGCUUGCAUGAUCCUUCUCUUGAUCUUCAACCAAUCAUCCUCAACUCGUACUCUAGGCAACUCAGUUCCAAACCCAACUCGCCAUAAUUACAACCAUAAUCAUCACAAAAUCACAUUCCUAAUUAGGGACAUUUUCAAUGUUACAACAAGUACUAAACUCACUAGCACUACCACUAAUGAUCUUCCAUUCUCCAAACCACUAGGCCUAAUCCCUCCCAAAGAUGGAGUACGUGUCCCCUCAACCGAAUCGUUCCCUCAAAUGCUUAGUUUUCCUGGCUUAUCCUUCCCCAUGGCUAGAGCUACCCUCCAAGAGUUGGAGUUUGGGACAGUGACCCCUAUCGAGGAGGGCAUAUACAACUCUGAUCAGUCUCAUCAUCACGAUGAUAGUCCACGAGUAGUGAUUGGCAAGGCACAAGGAAUUUAUGUUGCAACCUCUGAAGGAGGGAUUAGUAGCCACAUGAUGGCCUUAACGGCGAGUUUUGGCAAUGGUGAUGAGGCUAAUGGUUUGAGGUUCUUUGGGGUUAGAAAAAAGGGUGUUACUGAGUCUCAUAUUGCUGUUAUUGGUGGUGUUGGUAAGUACCAAGGUGCCAAUGGUUAUGCCACUUUGAAGAGAGUAAAUAUUAACUCACAAAAGAAUAAUGGAGUUUCUAAGCUUUUUAAGUUUAGUGUGUAUCUCAGUUAGUUAUUAAUCCCUCAAAACAAAUAUAUAAGAAAAUAUGAUCUUAUUAUUAAGUACUCUUUCAUAUCAUAUAUAAUAUUUAUGUACCAUCUUUGCUUCUUGCUCUAGUUUAUUAUAUAUACAUAUAGUUAUGCUUAAGUAGUAUUUUGUUAAGUUUUAUUUUCGUAUGUUAAUGGAAAUUUGGGGAAAUUCAAAAAAUCGUUGUUGGAAAUUUUUGACUUUAACAGAAAGCUUGAUGAAAUGUGAAAUUACAAUUGAUAUAUAAAUACCAUUGUUUUUAGUUUA